This is a messenger RNA of Equus quagga, 8291 nucleotides long. RefSeq names its product sorbin and SH3 domain containing 1 (gene SORBS1). The transcript is spliced from 35 exons. The record is from RefSeq and is a predicted model, not a curated record. The coding region runs from base 321 to 4964 and encodes 1547 amino acids. Gene Ontology annotation, molecular function: protein binding. NCBI's taxonomy places the organism in Eukaryota, Metazoa, Chordata, Mammalia, Perissodactyla, Equidae. Gene Ontology annotation, cellular component: nucleus; cell-substrate junction; cytoplasm. Gene Ontology annotation, biological process: cell-substrate adhesion.
AAGACCUGAACUUCAGAGCUUCUUCACAUCCCAACAUAUCACCUUCUUGUGUACCUGGAGUUUGUUGACCCUCUUUUCACGGUUCCACAGCAGGAAGUGCAGGAAAGGUGGCCAGACAACUGGAACAGAGGGGCUGGGCCACAGUGCCAGAAGCUGCUCCUCCUGCACCCUGAGGGGCCAGGAUAGGGGUUGGCAUUUGUUGGAAGAGUUUGUGAAACCCUCUCCCUGCCCAGAGCUCCGGGACCAAUGCAUCUUUCCACUACCUUAAAGCACUGAGCAGUUCAGAGCCCUAGUUGCAGAAAACUUGUCCUGUCACCACCAUGAGCUCUGAAUGUGACGUUGGUGCUUCUAAAGCCGUGGUGAAUGGGUUGGCCCCAGGCAGCAAUGGGCAGGACAAAGCAACUGCCGACCCUUUACGUGCACGCUCUAUUUCUGCUGUUAAAAUAAUUCCUGUGAAGACAGUGAGAAACUCUUCAGGCCUAGUACUCCCUCCAGACAUGGAUCCUACAAAAAUCUGCACUGGGAAAGGAGCAGUGACUCUCCGGGCCUCGUCUUCUUACAGGGAAAUCCCGAGCAGUGGCCCCGUGAGUCCUCAGGAAACCCCGAAACAUGAAAGCAAACCAGUUCUGGAGUCAGAGAAUUCCUCAGCAGAUGAAUGGAGGCUUUCUUCUAACGCUGAUGCCAAUGGAAACGCCCAACCCUCUUCACUUGCUGCCAAGGGCUACAGAAGUGUGCAUCCCAACCUUCCUUCCGACAAGCCCCAGAUUCUCUCUCCCCUACACCCACUUCUCCCUAAAGAGGACUGCUUUGCAUGGCAGCCCCCCGCCAUCUGUGGUCCCUAUAAGGACUCCCUCUACCGGAGCUCACCAAAGCCUUAUGUCCCACCCGGCACCCCCAGCCAGCAGAAUCCCUCACGACCCCGGCCUGUCUCUGCCCCUCUGGCAGCCAGAUCAGCUCCCAAGGGUGUGAUGCGUCCUGGGCCCUCGCUUCUGGGUUCCACAUUCCCUGGUGCUUCAUCCCAACCUCAGCAUCACUAUGUAGCCAGCAGGACAGUUUAUAGUGAGAAUGUGAGCUCUAACCCACGUCAUGAGGUGGUUGGGAAAAAAAAGGUCAGCAGCUUAUAUGUACCUUGUUUAUCCAAUAACAUUCGCCUGGUGGCAUUGGAAAACUCCUCUUGUGUUGCACGUGAUCCAGCCAAAGGCACUCCCUCUGAAGCUGCAGCCACUCGAGCACCGGCUCCCAGCAUUGUCUCCCGCACAGCCGGCAAGGGAAAGCCACUCUCUGUUCCUCCUCCUGACCCUCCCAAGCUAUUCUUUGACAUCCGUAAAGAUGGUGAGAGUCCUUCCCUGGGGACUCGGCCUUCGUUCCCAGACGCAGUGAGACCACCUGUGCUAGGCCCCCAGGUUACCUCUGAUCCCGAAAACCGGAAGAGAAAAGAACCUUACCUUUUCCAGCCGUGUUAUCCAGCCAAGGAUGCCACUUCCUCCAGCCCAGCCCAGCCUGAGGUAAUAGUUGUCCCUCUCUACCUGGUUAAUACUGACAGAGGGCAAGAAGGCACUACCAGACCUCCAGCAUCUCUGGGGCCACUUGGCCCCCCAGUCCCGGCGACCGCCCCUGCCGGCUCACCUCUGACCUUGCCGACUCUAGAUGAUUUCAUUCCCCCUCGUCUGCAGAGGCGGCCCCACCACAGCCAGCCAGCCAGCACUCCUGGCUCCUUCCCCCCCGUUAGCCAGACACCACCAUCCUUCUCACCACCACCUCCGCUGGUCCCUCCAGUACCGGAGGGCCUCCACAGAGUCUCGGAGCCUGACCUCACGGGAGCUGUUUCAAGUACCGAUUCAAGUCCUCUACUAAAUGAAGUUUCUUCAUCCCAUGUUGGAACUGAUUCCCAAACCUUUGCACCAGUUAGCAAGCCAACAUCUGCCUACCCCUCCACGACAAUUGUCAAUCCCACUAUUGUGCUCUUGCAACACAAUCGAGAACAGCAGAAAAGACUCAGUAGCCUUUCAGAUCCUGUCUCAGAAAGAAGAGUGGGAGAGCAGGCCUCGGUACCAACCCAGGAAAAAGCCACCUCACCUGGCAGGGCUACUGAAAAAAAGGCAAAGGAUGACAGUCGGCGAGUGGUGAAGAGCGCUCAGGACCUGAGCGAUGUUUCCAUGGAUGAAGUGGGCAUUCCACUCCGGAACACCGAGAGAUCAAAAGACUGGUACAAGACUAUGUUUAAACAGAUCCACAAACUGAACAGAGACACUCCUGAAGAAAACCCUUAUUUCCCUACGUACAAAUUCCCUGAACUUCCUGAAAUCCAGCAAAAUUCUGAAGAGGACAAUCCUUACACUCCUACCUACCAGUUUCCUGCAUCUACUCCUAGUCCUAAAUCUGAAGAUGAUGAUUCAGAUCUGUACUCUCCUCGAUACUCCUUUUCUGAAGACACAAAAUCUCCCCUUUCUGUGCCUCGCUCAAAAAGUGAGAUGAGCUACAUUGAUGGUGAGAAGGUAGUUAAGAGGUCGGCCACACUUCCCCUCCCGGCCCGCUCUUCCUCACUAAAAUCAAGCCCAGAAAGAAACGACUGGGAGCCCCCAGAUAAGAAAGUGGAUACAAGAAAAUACCGUGCAGAGCCCAAAAGCAUUUAUGAAUAUCAGCCUGGCAAGUCCUCCGUUCUGACCAACGAAAAGAUGAGUCGGGAUAUAAGCCCAGAAGAGAUAGAUUUAAAGAAUGAACCUUGGUAUAAAUUCUUUUCGGAAUUGGAGUUUGGGAAACCGCCUCCCAAAAAGAUAUGGGAUUAUACUCCUGGAGACUGCUCUAUCCUUCCUAGAGAGGAUAGAAAGACUAACCUAGAAAAAGAUCUCAACCUCUGCCAGACAGAGUUAGAGGCAGAUUUAGAAAAAAUGGAGACGCUUAAUAAAACACCCAGUGCAGAGCUGGCCCAGAGCUCAGCAGUCAGCCCCACUCCGGAAAUUUCUUCAGAGCCUCCUGGAUAUAUAUAUUCUUCCAACUUCCACGCAGUGAAGAGGGAAUCAGAUGGGGCUCCUGGAGAUCUCUCUAGCUUGGAGAACGAGAGGCAGAUCUAUAAAAGCGUCCUGGAAGGUGGAGACAUCCCUCUCCAGGGCCUGAGUGGGCUCAAGCGACCAUCCAGCUCGGCCUCCACUAAAGAUUCAGAAUCACCAAGACAUUUUAUACCAGCUGAUUACUUGGAAUCCACAGAAGAAUUUAUUCGAAGGCGUCAUGAUGAUAAAGAGAAACUUUUAGCGGACCAGAGACGACUUAAACGAGAGCAAGAAGAGGCCGAUAUUGCAGCUCGACGCCACACGGGCGUCAUUCCGACGCACCAUCAGUUUAUCACUAAUGAGCGCUUUGGGGACCUCCUCAAUAUAGACGAUACGGCAAAAAGGAAAUCUGGGUCAGAGAUGAGACCCGCCAGAGCUAAAUUUGACUUUAAAGCUCAGACACUAAAGGAGCUUCCUCUGCAGAAGGGAGACAUCGUUUACAUUUACAAGCAGAUUGAUCAGAACUGGUAUGAGGGAGAGCACCACGGCCGCGUGGGCAUCUUCCCGCGCACCUACAUUGAGCUGCUUCCUCCUGCUGAGAAGGCUCAGCCCAAAAAGUUGACACCAGUGCAGGUUUUGGAAUAUGGAGAAGCUAUUGCUAAGUUUAACUUUAAUGGUGACACACAAGUAGAAAUGUCCUUCAGGAAGGGUGAGAGGAUCAUGCUGCUUCGACAGGUGGAUGAGAACUGGUACGAAGGGAGGAUCCCAGGGACGUCCCGGCAAGGCAUCUUCCCCAUCACCUAUGUGGACGUGAUCAAAAGGCCACUGGUGAAAAACCCUGUGGAUUACAUCGACCUGCCUUUCUCCUCUUCCCCAAGUCGUAGUGCCACUGCAAGCCCACAGUUUCCCAGUCACAGCAAGCUUAUCAUGCGAGCCCCCUCAUCUCUGCCUUACCCCCACCGAGCCCUGUCCCCUGAGAUGCAUGCCGUCACCUCUGAGUGGAUCUCGCUGACUGUAGGGGUCCCAGGCAGGCGUCCUCUGGCCCUGACCCCACCCUUGCCUCCUUUGCCAGAGGCUUCUAUCUAUGACACUGACCACCUCGCCUUGAUGGCAAGGCCCAGUCCCUCCCUGUCCCUCAGCCUACCCCACUCGAGUUGGUCAGAUCGUUCCACCCCACGUUCGAUAGCUUCCCCACUGGCCCUUCCCGCCCCCCACAAAGCCUACUCCCUGGCACCCAGUACUCAGGCCUCCCUUCAUGUCAAUGGAGACAGUGGUAUCCAUAUGCCAACUUCAGGUGUCCGCCAGGAUAGCUUCUCCCAGCCACCGCUUGGGAGCUCUGAUAGGGUCAUCUCAGAGCUUAGCAAUGCCUUUAGCAGCCAGGGUAAGCGGCAGCCAUGGCGGGAAGAGAGCAGAUGGUAUGAGAGGAAAGCAGAGAGGGAGGCAGGUGAGAGAUGCCCUGGUGGACCCAAGAUCUCUAAGAAGAGCUGCUUGAAACCUUCAGACGUGGUCAGGUGCCUGAGCACUGAACAGAGACUCUCAGAUCUCCACACCCCAGAGGAGAGCCGGCCCAGCAAGCCCCUGGGUAGCCCUUUUCCGGGAAGGGAGGCUGAGCAGACAGAGCUGCAUAGAGGUGGCGAGCAGGCUGAGAGGAAGGCUGCUCGGAGUGGUGUGAGCCAGCCUUCUCAUCAUUCAUUGAGAGCAGGACCUGAUCUCACAGAAUCUGAAAAGAGCUAUGUGCAACCUCAAGCCCAGCAGCGAAGAGUCACCCCAGACAGGAGUCAAACCUCACAAGAUUUACUUAGCUACCAAGCACUGUAUAGCUAUAUACCACAGAACGAUGAUGAAUUGGAACUCCGAGAUGGAGAUAUUGUUGAUGUGAUGGAAAAAUGUGAUGAUGGAUGGUUUGUUGGUACUUCAAGAAGGACAAGGCAGUUUGGUACUUUUCCAGGCAACUAUGUAAAGCCUUUGUAUCUAUAAGAAGACUGAAAACCACAGAGAUUAUUUUUAUUGGAGGAUGAAGCAUAAUUCACAAACCGGUCUCUUUAUUUAAACGUUGAGUCAGUAGGAGAACUAAUGGACAAAGUAAGAAGCAAAAGAAAGGACAGAGAAAUGUUGUGUUUAAAUCCUGAGCCUGGCUAAGCUUACUGUGCAUCAGACAGGGCUGAACCAUGUGCUGAGCAAAAAGGAAUGAGGCAAAUCUGUAUUUACUUGGCUGCUUUUGGGAGCCACUCCAGCCUUCCCCUCCUCACCCCUCUUGGGUUAUCUGACCUGCAGCACAGUCCAGGAGCAGUUAGCCCAGAAAUGCCUCUUACUGCCCCAGCCUUGACCAGCUCUGGCUCAAAAGGGUCGGUUAGCCUGAAGCAGCCCUCCCAGCACCAGGCAGAUCCCCAGCUAUUUUCCAAAGGCUGCACACGCAGACUCCUCCAGUCUCUAUCCCCAGCCUCCCCAGAGCCCACUGAAUCCCCAACACUGCUGGAGAUCCAUCUGGGCUGCUGAGGCCAUCCCUAGACAGUGAUGGAGGCCCCCAAACUACACAAGUCAAGUCCCUCACUGGACCUACUGAGGUACAUAGGGAAAUAGAGGCAAAAUUCAGGCGCCCUGUCUAUUCAGCCUGCAUGCGGCAUGGCCAUUGACGCCCCUGGUGUUCAGACAGAAAAGCACACAAGGUUUGCCCAUGGGAGCUGGGUAACCAGGCAGAUAGAUUUGUAUUUCUGAGUGAUUAAGUCAAGAAGUCCGGUAGCUCUUGAGGUCACUUGCAGUGUGCUCCUUUCCCAUAUCACUGGCUUUUAUAAAUGGUCACCUUCAGGGCAGCACAGUUUCAUUGAUCAAAACACCAUUGCUAAUCUUUCUUUUCUGGAUUGUUUUUGGCCAGGAAAGUUUGGGGUUGAUAGGCCUCUUCUCACAGAAAACCACGGAUGGUGUUCAGUGAUUCCUUUAACAUACACUGAUGUACACUGGAUGCCGAUGAGCAAGAUGUGGCUCCAAGCCUUAGAAGACACUCACCGUGUCUCCGUUUUUACUCCCCAAUGGAGUUGAAGGACCAUUCAGAAUGUAGUAAACCAGGGUUGUGCAUCCUGGUGCACCCUCCUGAGGCUUCUCUUCAGAGCAGAAGGUGCAGAUGCAGUGGCCCUAAGUGUGAGGCAGUGAUUCUGCCACUCCCAGGAGAUCUGUCCUUUGUGGGGGGCCAGAUCUGAGGAGGGGAGGCCCCUGUGACGUCUGAGGUGUUCAGUCACAACUCUGUCCAGUUUAAGGAUGUUUAUCAGCCUCUCUGUUAGACCCCUUGGAAAAAUAAAGAUAGAAAUGACCCAUUCCCUGCCUGCUGGGAACUCAGAGGUGAUUGGAGAGACAGACACGCACCAAAAGACUAAAUCAAGAGAGACUGUGAUAUGUGCUAAGAAGGGUGUGAGAGAGGAAGAGAUGAAUUUUCCCUGGAAGGAUCCUAGAAAGAACUGUCAUACUUAUGUCUCUGUUAGGUCACUUUUGAACAAGUAGGGUACUGGAAGAACCUUUGUCUGAGAGUAGUUUAGGGCUGGAAAUACUUGGAACCAUUUCCAUAGUCUUCAAACUCUCAUCCUCCCCACAAAUACACAUCCAAGGUCACAAAUAGGAGUAGUAGUUGUAGGUGGUAGGGUGUGUACAGGAACCCUGGCUGUCUGCACAUAGCUCAGAAUUGCCCCAGGACAGUUAUCCCAAAAUCUGGAGUUUACAUAAGUAGGUAAAGUUUCUCUUCAGUGCCUCUGCCUCAGCUUCUGCUUCCACUACUCAUCUUAGGAUCCCAUCUGCUGCCCAGCCCCUCUCAGUCAGCUACAGUACCCUCACUCUCCCUGUGUUUCUUUCAAAUCCUGCUCUCAGGAAAGAAACUGCCACUGACUCCUUCACACUAAAGUGUAAAUGACUCAUAAGAGGAAUGUGUUACCUCUUCCCGGAGAUAUUUGUUUUUAACUAGGACAGAGCAAAGCCUUCCUUAAUCCCAAGGGGAAAAGGCUGUGGCACUGAUGGUGGGGGUGGGGGUGCAGGUGGGGUGAAGGAGCUUCCUGAGUAGAAAGGGCCUCCUUGAUAUUCCUUAAAUAAGACUCAUAGCUUUGGAAGGUCCACUCCACCAUCCAAGGGCACUGCUUUUUUCUCACUUACUCUCUCUGAGGGACUAUAGUACAAGUGCAUUUGCACGUGCAUUUUGCACGGCAGCAUUUCACCCAUUUUGGAAUGUAAUUCUUGUGUUGGCUAACGUGUUUCCUGUUUUUCUUAGAUGCAAGCUAUUAACAUGAUCUUAUCUAAUAGUUUUUUGAGGGGCGCUUCUUGAUUAAAUAGGUAAUUUUGAACACCUCUUUAAAUACAGCUAGAAAAUAAAACCAAUUUGUAAAGCCACAUUUGCAUAUGAUGCCAGACUCACGUAUUUGUAUAUCUCCAGAAACCCAGGUAUGCCUCACCAAUUUGCCCAUCUUUAAUAAAAUAUGUUAAAAUUUGCAUCAAACUUCAGCUUCCUACAUAUGACAAACAGGGAACAAAGGUUUCCAAUGGCUCUUUUGUCUUCAGACAUUUAGUAAUAUAAAAUACCUAUUUUUAUGCUGAAAUGUUUAUACAGGUUUAUUAAUAGCAAGUGCCAGUAACGGGCGGCAUGCCUUGCAACACAUUUUGAUAUAUUAGCCAUGCUUCUGGGCAAAGGCAGGCCUCAAACUACUUCUCUUUUACAGUCUCUCUGGGAUCGGUAAAAGAAAAAUAUCAUAUGCUUAAGAAGUGGGACUGUAAAUAUGUAUAUUUAACUUUGUAUAGCCCAUGUACCUACUUUGUAUAGAAAAAUAAUUUUAAAAAUUUGAACUGAAGGGGGGUAAAAUAAGGAAGUCAUGAAGUUUUUUGCAUUUUUAUUUAAAUGAAGGAAUUCCAAAUAACUCACCUGCAGAUUUUUAGCACAAAAAUAGCCAUGGAAAAGUGUUAAAAUUUUAAAUAAUCAUUCUUUCUGGGAGAGAAGGUAACUGUUAUCUCAGUUAUAGUUUUUCUUUUGUUUUUGAUUUUUCUUUUUUUUGCAGUCAUAUUUAUCUGCAGUAAUAGUAAGCCUUAUUGCUAGAACAGGUUACUACAAAAAGGAUUAUAUUCUGAAAGAAAAAUAACUGACAUUCUAUAUAACCAAUUAAUUUAAAGUAUUGCCAUUUAAAUUACACACCAAGAGCAUGUACUAUGCAGACACAGAUUUUUUUCUGUUCAUUUAUUUUUCUUUAUUGCAGUGGAUUGAUUUGAUAAUUAGAUGUGUUGAAUUACUACAUUUGCUGUACAUAUUAUUUAAUAAACUUUAUUCGGAAUUGUGUGGCA